AAAUACUCCUUCCUCAUUGAAAAGAUCAUUUCCUGAGGACGCACCGACUGAUAUUUCCGACGUCCUUCAAGGUGAGAUUGCUAGACUAGAUCAAAGAUUCAAGGUUUCACUUGAUCCGACACAUCAGCCUGGCUCAAGAUCUAUCCAAUUAUUGUGCUGCUUAGAUGAUAAAUUUUUGCCAAGUGUACCUCCGGUAUCGCUUUAUGUUCCGGAAGAUUAUCCUCAAACUUCUCCUCAGCUCUCGAUGGCAGAGCACGAGUACGGAAUGACGGAGUUCCUAUCUACUGUUCAAAAAGCUCUUCAGACUAGAAUAACGAAAUUACCUAGAAGGUUUUCGAUUUCGCAGUUGUUAGACACGUGGGAGAUGAGUGUCAGACAAGCAUGCGCCCCAACUCAAGUUGCUCCAUCAACGGCUACUGUACUAUUGGGAUUGUAAAUUUAUA
This is a messenger RNA of Ctenocephalides felis (cat flea), 443 nucleotides long. Its product is annotated as mediator of RNA polymerase II transcription subunit 15-like. Lineage: Eukaryota; Metazoa; Arthropoda; Insecta; Siphonaptera; Pulicidae. The annotation marks the transcript as partial. The transcript is spliced from 3 exons. The record is from RefSeq and is a predicted model, not a curated record.